CUCCUCUGCACUCCCUUCAUCCUCAACCAACACCCCAAAAUGCCCUCCGACGACUACACCCCCGUCGUCCGCGGUGCUCUAAAAUUAAAAGGCUCGACCCCAUCCGGCAUCACUAAAAAGAAGAAAAAGAAAACCCCCAAACCCGCUCCCGAAAGCGAAGCCUCGACCAGCAAGCAAUCCGCCUUCCAGAAAGCGCUUGAGGAGGAAGAUGCCUCUACCAAAGAAGAUGAUCUGCGGGAAUUAGAAGAGCGCGGACAUGAUGGGAAGACGGCUAGUGAGCGAGCAAGAGAGGAGAUGCGGAGGAAGAGGUUACAUGAGAGGUUGCAGAAGGAGGGUGUUAAGACGCAUAAGGAGAGGGUGGAGGAGUUGAAUAAGUAUUUGAGCAAUUUGAGUGAGCAUCAUGAUAUGCCGAGAAUCGGUCCUGGAUAACGAGGUUGGGGAUGGGUAUGGAGGAAUAGGAGGGCAGAUACUGGGGCUUGGUGGCUCGUGGUUAUGCUGGAUGCUAGAACGUGCAAGUCGGAAUAUGUGGGAUAUGGUCAAGGAGAUUCUAUGGUUGUAUACAAAAUGCAGAAGGUCGAUUAAGGGAAUGAUGAGACGUUGAAUUCAAAUUUCUCGACGAAUCACUUGAUUACCAUCUUUCCAAGCACUUAUCUGCCUGUCACAACUGAAGCAUACGUUCGAAAUCGACUUAGACUUCACUUGAGCAGCAGAGAAAGCAUUAAAUGCAUAUAGCAUGAACGUUU
Messenger RNA from Mollisia scopiformis, 743 nucleotides. RefSeq names its product DUF1754-domain-containing protein. The transcript is spliced from 3 exons. Gene Ontology annotation, cellular component: nucleolus. The record is from RefSeq and is a predicted model, not a curated record. Lineage: Eukaryota; Fungi; Ascomycota; Leotiomycetes; Helotiales; Mollisiaceae. Bases 40 to 429 code for a protein of 129 amino acids.